Molecule: messenger RNA, 609 nt
Organism: Danio rerio (zebrafish)
Lineage: Eukaryota; Metazoa; Chordata; Actinopteri; Cypriniformes; Danionidae
Source: RefSeq, a predicted model, not a curated record
AUGAGAAUUCACACUAGAGAGAAGCCAUACACAUGCCAACAGUGUGAAAAAAGCUUUUAUCAUGCUGGACACUUUGCAGCACACAUGAGAAUUCACACUGGGGAGAAGCCUUUCAGCUGUAAACAGUGUGGAAAGAGUUUCAGUCAAAAGCCAAACCUUGAUGUUCACAUGAGAGUUCACACAGGGGAGAAACCUUACACCUGCGAACAGUGUGGAAAGAGUUUUAGUCAAAAACAAAGCUUUAAAACCCACAUGAGAAUUCACACUGGAGAGAGGCCGUACACAUGCCAACAGUGUGGAAAAAGCUUCCGCCAUGCAAGAAACUUGGAUGUGCACAUGAGAAUUCACACUGGAGAGAAACCUUACACAUGCACAGAGUGUGGUAAAAGAAGCCUUUCAGCUCUGAACCUGAUUGCUCACAUGAGAGUUUACACUAGGGAGAAACCUUACACCUGCGAACAGUGUGGAAAGAGUUUAGGUAAAAAACAAGACCUUUACAUCCACAUGAGGAUUCACACUGGAGAGAAACCUUACACAUGCACAGAGUGUGGUAAAAGUUUCCCACAUAAAAACACACUCAAUCACCACAUGAGAACACACACCGGAGAG